GCUGGACAGAUUUAAAGCUAUGCAUUUUUGCAUCGGGGGCUCCAUGUUAUCUCGUAAAGACUACAUUUCCCAUGUUGCUGGGGGAGUAUGACGUUAUUUUAACGCGUCAGUCUUCUUUUAGCUACAUGGUGAAUAUUGAGUAGUCACCAUGGUUAUGAAGUCAGCAGUUGAGGAUGAUGAUGCUGGCUGGGGGCUGGGCAUACCAGAAAAGGUGAAGAACAGCGCCAACUGGGUUGACAUUACACAUGAGUUUAAGAACUCCUGCAAAGAAUUGAAUCUUGGAGAGUUGCUUCAUGACAAACUAUUUGGUCUGUUUGAAGCUAUGUCAGCCAUAGAAAUGAUGGAUCCCAAGAUGGAUGCAGGAAUGAUUGGAAACCAGGUCAACAGGAAAGUGCUGAACUUUGAACAAGCUAUCAAGGAAGACGCCAUCAAGGUGAAAGAUCUUAGUCUCCCUGAACUCAUUGGGAUCAUAGACACAUGCUUCUGUUGUUUGAUCACAUGGCUAGAAGGACACUCUCUCGCACAGACUGUGUUCACUUGUCUCUAUGUUCACAACCCUGACCUAAUUGAGGAGCCAGCCCUCAAAGCCUUUGCUCUGGGCAUCCUGAAGGUGUGUGACAUUGCCCGAGAGAAGGUCAACAAAGCAGCUGUGUUUGAGGAGGAAGAUUUCCAGGCCAUGACUUACGGCUUCAAGAUGGCCAAUAAUGUCACAGACCUGCGGGUGACGGGUAUGCUGAAGGACGUGGAAGAUGAGUUACAGAGGAAAGUUAAGAGCACACGUAGUCGACAGGGUGAGCAGCGAGACCCAGAUGUUGAGCUGGAACAUCAGCAGUGCUUGGCACUUUUUAAUAGAAUCAAGUUUACACGCCUUCUACUGACUGCAUUAAUUGCCUUUACCAAAAAAGAGACCAGCUCAGUGGGUGAGGCCCAGAAGCUUGUUGCUCAGGCAGCUGACCUCUUAUCAGCCAUUCACUCCAGUAUUCAGCAUGGCAUCCAGUCCCAAAAUGACACCACUAAAGGAGACCAUCCCAUCAUGAUGGGCUUUGAGCCCCUGGUCAACCAGAGGCUGCUGCCACCUACCUUUCCUCGAUAUGCUAAAAUCAUUAAAAGGGAGGACAUGGUGGCCUAUUUCAGCAAGCUCAUAGAACGCAUCAAGACUGUCUGUGACGUUAUCAACACCACCAACCUGCACGGAAUACUGGACUUCUUCUGUGAGUUCAGUGAGCAGUCGCCCUGUGUGCUCUCCAGAUCCCUACUUCAAACAACGUUCCUCAUAGAUAAUAAGAAGGUGUUUGGCACCCACCUGAUGCAGGACAUGAUUAAAGAUGCACUCAGAUACUUUGUCAGUCCACCUGUUCUCUCAUACAAAUGUUGUUUGUUCAACAACCACCAGGCCAAGGACUACAUUGACUCCUUUGUUACGCACUGCUCCAGGCCAUUCUGCAGUUUAAUUCAAAUCCACGGACACAACCGAGCUCGGCAGAGAGACAAACUGGGUCACAUCCUUGAAGAAUUUGCCACGCUGCAAGAUGAGGCAGAGAAGGUGGAUGCAGCACUGCAUAGCCUGCUGAUGAAACUUGAGCCUCAGCGACAGCACCUGGCCUGUCUUGGCACAUGGAUUCUCUACCAUAACUUGAGGAUCAUGAUCCAAUACCUGCUGAGUGGUUUUGAACUGGAGCUUUACAGCAUGCAUGAAUACUACUACAUCUACUGGUACCUGUCAGAGUUCCUUUAUGCGUGGCUGAUGUCCACUCUGAGCAGAGCCGACUCCUCUCAGAUGGCAGAGGAGCGGAUUCUGGAGGAGCAGCUGAAAGGACGCAGCAGUAAAAAGACCAAGAAGAAGAAGAAAGUUCGCCCACUCAGUAAAGAGAUUACCAUGAGUCAGGCAUACCAGAACAUGUGCGCUGGCAUGUACAAGACUAUGGUGGCUUUAGAUAUGGACGGUAAAGUGCGGAAGCCUCAGUUCGAGCUAGACAGCGAGCAGGUUCGCUAUGAGCACCGCUUUGCUCCCUUCAACAGUGUGGUCACUCCCCCACCGGUACACUACAUCCAGUUCAAGGAGAUGUCUGAUCUAAAGAAAUACAAUCCACCACCGUGCUCAGCUGACCUCUAUUUGGCAGCCAGCAAGCAUUUUCAGCAGGCCAAGCUGAUUCUUGAAAAUGUGCCCAGCCCGGACCCUGAGGUGAAUCGUAUCUUGAAGGUAGCCAAACCCAACAUAGUAGUUAUGAAGCUUCUGGCUGGAGGCCACAAGAAGGAGACCAAGGUGCUUCCAGAGUUCGAUUUCUCAGCUCACAAGUUCUUCCCUGUGGUAAAGAUAAUCUAAUACUGCACCACAGGAUUACAGUCUGUGUGCAUCAGUUGCACAGGCUAUACCCUCACCUGAGCAAGUGCAAUGGGCCUAAUCCAGUCUAUGUUCAAACAUCCGUCUCAGACAUUACACAAGAAACCAGAGUAGAAACACAAGUGGACCUAAAAUAAGUGACCACAUCUACAUCUGUUGAAGUGUGUGCUUGUGCAUGUUAAACACAAGGUGCUUUUUUGCAAAGAACUGGUACAUAAAACUUUUUUAUAAGCCGCCUCCCAGACAGUCUCACAAAUGAUGUAAUGAUGGGUGCAUAUCAUUAAAUCAUAUGAAACGUC
Molecule: messenger RNA, 2640 nt
Organism: Betta splendens (Siamese fighting fish)
Lineage: Eukaryota; Metazoa; Chordata; Actinopteri; Anabantiformes; Osphronemidae
Gene: naa35
Product: N-alpha-acetyltransferase 35, NatC auxiliary subunit
Exons: 22
Coding region: 149-2323 (724 amino acids)
Biological process (GO): N-terminal peptidyl-methionine acetylation
Cellular component (GO): NatC complex
Source: RefSeq, a predicted model, not a curated record